Scleropages formosus (Asian bonytongue) is the source of this 3818-nucleotide messenger RNA. Its product is annotated as nuclear factor of activated T-cells, cytoplasmic 3-like. Gene Ontology annotation, cellular component: transcription regulator complex. Gene Ontology annotation, biological process: calcineurin-NFAT signaling cascade; cytokine production; regulation of transcription by RNA polymerase II. Bases 114 to 3146 code for a protein of 1010 amino acids. The record is from RefSeq and is a predicted model, not a curated record. Gene Ontology annotation, molecular function: RNA polymerase II cis-regulatory region sequence-specific DNA binding; transcription factor binding; DNA-binding transcription factor activity, RNA polymerase II-specific. NCBI's taxonomy places the organism in Eukaryota, Metazoa, Chordata, Actinopteri, Osteoglossiformes, Osteoglossidae. The transcript has 10 exons.
GUGGAAAGUUGGCGGAGGCGCUCGAGUCGAGUCGAUGCUGGUGGUGGUAGCAGCGGCAGUGAGUUCGCUUCACUGACGACGUCGGGAGCAGCCGAGCUCGAGCGCGGAGGCCCAUGAGUGGCGCAGGCUGCAGCCCCGGCGGCCAGGAGCUCGACUUCACGCUCGUGUUCGGGGAGGAGGGGCAGCAGCGGCCGCUCGAGCCGCCGGGUGUUGAUCCUGAUGAAAAUGCUUCUUUUUACGUCUUCAAUGUGGAUGAAGCCCCGCCGAUGGGAAGCCAGUUUGUUGGGGUCACACGCCACGGCCUGCAUCCACACUCCAAGAUUGCUGGUCCACAUUUGCAGGCCCACAAAAUGUUUGAGCCUGGGUGCGAGGGGGCAAGCCCCGAGUACAGUCCAGCGGGGGCUGCCAAGGCCUUUGAGUGUCCCAGUAUCCAGAUCACCUCCAUCUCCUCCAGCUGCCAGCAGGACCUGGAGAGCGGAGAACAUCACCUGCAAGUCGGUGGUGCUGAUGGUGAAUGCCAGGAUCAGCCACUCUCUCGAGACCACCUAUACUUGCCUGUGGAGCCCUCGUACCGGGAUUCAUCGUUGAGCCCCAGCCCCUGCAGCAGUCUCUCGUCCCGUAGCUGGUUCUCAGACGCAUCUUCCUGCGAGUCCUUCUCCCACGUGUAUGAUGACGUGGACUCGGAGCUCAAUGAGGCGGCAGCCCGCUUUACCUUGGGUUCCCCGCUCAGCAGCCUGGCUGAAGACCCCUGGCAGCGCAUCCAUCCCGCUGUGAACCCUGCACCGCCGUCACCCCGUCACUCUCCCGGUCACUCCCCCUGCGUCAGUGUCGCGGACGAGAGCUGGCUGAGCCCGCGGCCCUCGUCCCGGCCUACCUCACCCUGCGGGAAGAGGCGUCACUCGAGUGCCGACCUCUGCUACCCAGGCUCUGCCUCCCCGCACCACUCCCCCAGUCCCACACCAGGCCAUUCCCCUCGAGGAAGUGUGAGCGAUGACACCUGGCUCAGCAGUCCUUCCCUGGGGGUCUUUCCUUUCCAGUGCUGCCCAUCUGAGGCUGACAUUCCCUCCAAGACCAGAAAAACAUCCCAGGACCACUCCUCCGUGGUGUUCAAGGGGGAUCCCGCACCCGAUGACUCUGGCGCCAUGUCACCCUCACUGGGCAUUCCCUUGGAGGAGGGGGGCACCCAUGUCCUGAAGAAGGAAGGUGCUGGGGAGCAGUUCCUUUCUGUGCCCUCACACUUCUCCUGGAGCAAACCCAAACCUGGACACACACCCAUUUUCCGGACAUCCUCCCUGCCCCCACUGGACUGGCCCCUUCCCAGCCAGUUUGGCCAGUAUGAGCUGAAAAUCGAGGUGCAACCCAAGGCCCAUCACAGAGCUCACUACGAGACUGAAGGGAGUCGAGGGGCAGUCAAGGCUGCUUCUGGGGGGCAUCCUGUGGUCAAGCUCAUAGGCUACAACGAGAAGCCUGUCAACUUGCAGAUGUUUAUUGGAACUGCCGACGAUCGCUACUUAAGACCCCACGCCUUCUACCAGGUGCACAGGAUCACUGGAAAAACAGUUGCAACUGCUAGUCAGGAAGUGAUGAUCACCGGCACGAAGCUCCUCGAAAUCCCUCUCCUUCCUGAAAACAAUAUGUGUGCCAGCAUCGACUGCGCAGGCAUCCUAAAGCUGCGCAACUCGGACAUUGAGCUGCGCAAGGGUGAGACCGACAUCGGGCGCAAGAACACGCGGGUCCGCUUGGUGUUCCGCGUGCACGUUCCUCAGCCGAGCUGCAAGGUCCUGUCUCUGCAGGCUGCCUCCAUCCCCGUGGAGUGCUCCCAGCGUUCGGCCCAGGAGCUGCCCCAGGUGGAGAAGUGCAGCCUGAGCAGCUGUUCUGUCGCUGGAGGCGAGGAGAUGCUCCUCACAGGUUCUAACUUCUUCCCCGAAUCCAAAGUCAUCUUCCUGGAGAAGGGCUCAGAAGGAAGACCUCACUGGGAAGCUGAAGCCAAGAUUCUGUGGGAGAAGAGUAAUAGUGGAAACAUUGUGCUGGAGGUGCCGCCCUACCACACUCAGUCGCUCAGCUCGGCCGUCAACGUGCACUUCUACGUUUGUAACGGGAAACGGAAACGGAGCCAGUGCCAGCGCUUCACUUACCUGUCAGUUCUGGUGAAGAAGGAGCAGAGGGAUGAGGCCGAGCUGACCGGUCCACCCCCCCAUGCCCUAACCAGGCCCCGCCUGCCAUCCGCCGACCACGAAGGUGUGUUGUCAAGUUCUCCGCAAGACAUCGUUCCAGGGCUCCCUGCGCCGCAACUAGGCUAUCCUCCGCUGGGCCCUUCCUCCUUCGGGACCCUCCAUCCGCUCCACGCCCAUAGGGUGGGUGGUGAAUGCCAUCCAGGAGCCCCACCCAUGGGGUGUCACUCUACCCCACUUCCAGUCCAUCCUGCUUAUGAAGCCAUGGAGUGCACUCUUAGGUACAAUGGGCAGCCCGGCCUUCCUCUAAAUACUGCCUCACAGCAGGCCUACGAAUCGAUGGCCUCCUUCCAGCCUGAUCCAGCCACCUCCCACUCCCCAGGACUGGCUCUUAUGUACCAUACCUGCGCUGUCCUUCCCUCCAGCAGGGGCCUCCCCCUGGGCCAUGCCUCGCAGCACUUGCAGUCGUUGGGCUACCCUUGCACUGGCGUGGGACUCAUCCCUGCCCCAGCACACCCACCCAGCCAGCCUUUGGCUCAGCUCCAGCACCCCUUGAGCUACCAGAGCUCUUCAUCGUGUCCUUCUCCUGCCUCUGGGCCGCCCUCCAUGCUGCCUUCACCCCACUCAGACCCGUCGUCCCCUGAAGCGCACCAGCUGCCGUACCAGUCCCCCAGUGGCGGGGUAGUGUCCUCACCCUCUCCCACACCCGGCAGCCCCAUGGUGCACCUUGCGCCCUCGGGGCAGCUGUCCCCCCGAACAGCCAGCACUCUGCGACACCCCCUGGCCUCCCACUCUCCCUUACAACCUGGUGAAGAGGACAUGAGCAUCAAACAGGAGCCAGAGGACAAAGAGCUCACGUUCCGUUCAAUUGGGCUGCAGGACAUCACACUCGAUGACGUGAACGAGAUCAUCGGUCGAGACAUGUCGCAGUCCCCGGGAUCGCAGGGGCUCACAGCAGCGCACGGCCAGGCCUAGUGUCACGUCCCUCUGCUCACCCAUCAGCCCCCAUCACAAGGACUGCAGGGCAGCGGGGCUCUGGUCUCGUACACGCAAUCCAACCAUCACACCGGUGUCCGAAAGCAUCCAAGUGGCGAGGGGGAGUAGAAGGCCUCCUGCAUGCUUGCGUGCGUGCGUGUUUGUGUGUGGGGCGACCUCUUCCACAUGCCUGGUGGUUAGACUCUCUGUCCUAGUCAUAUGCAACAUUCCUCAGUGCAGCGUUGUUAAGACCACCACGCAGGUGGCUGCACAUGUCCACCGACACGGAUGCCUUAGGAUCAGUGUGUAGCUUUUCGUAGAAACGUGAUCUUUAUAUUUAAUUCUGCAAAAAAAAAAAAGAAAAAAGAAAAAAAAAAAGUUGACCUUCUGAACUGUUGCAGCAGAGGAGUUGCUUAGGUGGCGUUUAAAAAUGUGUGGCGUCGCUGCCUACUGGUGUGUGAAGUUCCCUUCGGUACAAGUGUGUCUGGCGAGUGGCUCAUGGGCAGCGGAACAUGUAUAAUAAUUAUUGCUGCAGUAUUGUUCUGCCUUGCUAGGAACUCCACCCAGUGCCUUUUCCGUGAAGACGAGGCAGGUGGCAAAGCAGUUAGAGUUGCUCUCUUGGGACCCAAAAGGUUGCGGGUUCGAAUCCCACCUUCAGCUGUAGUACCCUUG